Vanderwaltozyma polyspora DSM 70294 is the source of this 1737-nucleotide messenger RNA. RefSeq names its product serine/threonine-protein kinase. Gene Ontology annotation, molecular function: protein serine/threonine kinase activity; ATP binding. The coding region runs from base 1 to 1737 and encodes 578 amino acids. The transcript has a single exon. Gene Ontology annotation, cellular component: spindle pole body. The record is from RefSeq and is a predicted model, not a curated record. Gene Ontology annotation, biological process: intracellular signal transduction; peptidyl-serine phosphorylation. NCBI's taxonomy places the organism in Eukaryota, Fungi, Ascomycota, Saccharomycetes, Saccharomycetales, Saccharomycetaceae.
AUGCAUUCUAAAGUUGAUAAAGAUUUAGAGAUCCUUGCUGGAGACAUGAGUCAAUUAAGUUUUGAUGCAGGCAAAGGAACCAAUUUAAGGAAUACUAGAAAGCCAGAUCUGGAACCUUCUACUCCUUCCAGAUACAAAGAGAAUGGUUAUGUUAAUGUCAAUUCCCCAUCUGUAUCUCCUGCUAAGUCCACAAUUUAUUUUGACGAAGAUACUUCGAAAAUGGAUAUUGAUGAAUCCACUAGAGAUGAGAUAGAUAUCUCCAAUUCUCCUAAGAAGUUACCUCGUGGAUUCUUUGAAAAAGCUUCUUCUGGUAAGACCCAAAGAUUGGUAAGUGUUUGUCAGAUGUACUUUUUGGAUUAUUAUUGUGAUAUGUUUGAUUAUGUCAUUAGCAGAAGACAACGUACUAAAAAGGUUCUUGAAUAUCUAGGACAGCAGAAAACAUUGCCAAAUGUUUCCAGUGACUCUUUGAACACUGAGUGGAAAUCUUAUCUACAAAAGGAACAUGAAAUAUUGAGAAAAAGAAGAUUGAAGCCAAAAAACAAAGAUUUUGAUAUCAUUACACAAGUUGGUCAAGGUGGUUAUGGUCAAGUUUACUUAGCUAGAAAGAGAGACACUAAGGAAGUUUGUGCAUUGAAGGUGUUAAAUAAAAAACUGUUGUUCAAAUUGAAUGAAACUAAUCAUGUUUUGACAGAAAGAGAUAUUCUAACUACUACAAGAUCAGAGUGGCUAGUGAAGUUAUUAUAUGCAUUCCAAGAUGCUGAAAGUCUAUAUCUAGCGAUGGAAUUUGUCCCUGGUGGUGAUUUCCGUACUUUAUUGAUUAACACAAGAUACUUAAAAAGUGCACAUGCAAGAUUUUAUAUUAGUGAAAUGUUCUGUGCUGUCAAUGCAUUGCAUGAAUUAGGUUAUACCCAUAGAGAUUUAAAACCAGAAAACUUUUUGAUUGAUGCAAAAGGUCAUAUUAAGUUAACUGAUUUUGGGUUAGCAGCAGGUACAGUUUCAACAGAGAGAAUUGAAAGUAUGAAAAUAAGAUUAGAAGAAGUCAAAAACUUGGAAUUCCCUGCGUUUACUGAAAAAUCAAUUGAAGACAGAAGAAAAAUGUACAACCACUUGAGAGAAACUGAAAUUAACUAUGCAAAUUCAAUGGUCGGUUCUCCUGAUUAUAUGGCUUUGGAGGUACUAGAAGGGAAAAAGUAUGAUUUUACUGUUGAUUAUUGGUCAUUAGGAUGUAUGUUAUUCGAAGGACUUGUAGGUUAUACUCCUUUCAGUGGCUCUUCCACAAAUGAAACUUAUGAAAACUUGAGACAUUGGAAAAGAACAUUAAGGAGACCUCGCUUAGAAAAUGGCAGACCUGCUUUUUCAGACAGAACUUGGGAUUUGAUAACAAGAUUGAUUGCUGACCCAAUAAAUAGAUUGAGAUCCUUUGAACAUGUCAAAAGAAUGUCAUAUUUUGCUGAAAUCGAUUUUAACAAAAUUAGAGAAAUGACUCCACCAUUCACUCCACAAUUAGACAGCGAAACGGAUGCAGGUUACUUCGAUGAUUUCACUAAUGAGGCUGAUAUGGCUAAAUAUGCUGACGUAUUCAAGAGGCAGAAUAAGUUAUCAGCUUUAGUGGAUGAUUCUGCAGUGGAAUCAAACCUUGUUGGUUUUACAUUUAGACAUAGAAAGGGUAAACAAGGUUCUAGUGGUAUCCUGUUUAAUGGAUUUGAAAAUUCAGACCCUUUCUCUACAUUCUAUUAA